GGGAGGCAGGCUCGGGAGCCUCGCGGGGUCUGCCUGCCUUGCUGGCUGCCUGCCUUCCACGCUGGCAAAAGGGAGAGUUUGGGGCGUCCGGGCGCGAUGCGCGCCGCUUCUCCAUCCCUGGAGAGGAUCGAGCCCGGGGCGGUAGGCAGCGGCUUCGGCGGGUGGAUUUCUCCUGUAUUCCGGAGCGGUGAGGUGGUGUCUGACGCCUGGGGCUCGCGUGUGUGUUUUGGGUCUCUCCUCUUUUUGCAAGGGGAGGUGCGUUACUCGGUUCUCCCGGGCUGACGACCGACCUCUUGCCUUUAUUUACGCCAAAGGCUGGGAGGGGAGUCUUGCCGUGGCUGGCUGGGGAGCGCGCUUGCUUGCAAGGCUGCUCGGGAGGGGAUCUGGGGGUGCCCGGCUCCCCAAAGUGCCCCAGCUACCUCGCGUGUGUAUAGAUGCUUGUGUGUGUGUGUCUGUGUGUGUGUGUCUGUGUGUGUGUGUGUGUAGUGACAGCUCCGAUGAUGUCAUGUCAGAUGCAGCUACGACCUCCCUUCUCCGCCGCGUUCGUUUUGUCCGUUCCGUAAAGAAUCCCUCGCUGUUCCUCGGGACCGUUGGAGAGAAUUUCGCUCGGCUUUUCACAAUUCCUGCCUGCCUGGCAUAGCCAUCCCCACCCUUCGUGGACUGGGCUCCGUUUCCACCCGCGAACACUUUCUCGAGCGUCCGUGCUUGGCCAUGCCAACCGUGGGAACGCGCGGGGUUUACUCCAGGUGUGCUUACUCGGGAGAAAAUCUCUCUUGAUCGCUGUCUAAGGAUCCUGUGCAGCGAAACUCAUGUGCAGAGAGCGACUUCGAGGUUCUUUAUGCUGGAAUGCAGAACCCCUCCGUUAUGGCUAUUCUGAGUGGACAUGUGCUAAAGACUUGCUGUAUUUCACUGGAGGCUGAAAUAUUUCCUUAACGGGUUGGAUUGCCUGCUUGUGGGACUCCUGCUUUUCCCCGCCUUCCCCGAAUAUUACCCUGUACCCCAUAGUCCCUCCCCUUGAUUUCACCCGCGGCCAUGAAUGGGCUGACGGUUAGUGAACUCUGCUGUCUCUUCUGCUGCCCACCAUGCCCUAGUCGAAUAGCUGCCAAGCUGGCCUUCCUACCUCCAGACCCCACCUAUACAAUCGUCCCAGAACCAGACCCUGCGGGCACCACCAGCAACGGCGCCUCCCGGAGUGUCCCUAUGGCUCGCUGGAAGCUUCAUUUGACGGACCGGGCUGACUUCCAGUACACCCAACGUGAAUUGGACACAGUUGAGGUGUUCCUUACCAAAAGCAGCCGAGGGAACCGAGUGAGUUGCAUGUACGUCCGCUGCGUACCUGGUGCCAGAUUCACCGUUCUCUUCUCACAUGGCAAUGCUGUGGAUCUGGGCCAGAUGUGUAGCUUCUACAUCAGCCUGGGCACCCGGAUUAGCUGCAACAUCUUUUCUUACGACUAUUCGGGCUACGGUGCCAGCACUGGGAAACCUUCAGAGAAGAACCUCUAUGCUGAUGUCGACGCAGCCUGGCAGGCCUUACGCACCCGAUAUGGGAUCAGCCCCGAGAACAUCAUCCUCUAUGGGCAAAGCAUUGGGACGGUGCCCACAGUGGACCUGGCCUCCCGCUAUGAGUGCGCAGCCGUUGUCUUACAUUCACCUUUAACUUCGGGCAUGCGCGUUGCCUUCCCAGAAACCAAAAAGACCUACUGCUUUGAUGCUUUCCCAAAUAUAGACAAGGUGUCGCGCAUCACUUCCCCCGUGCUGUUCAUUCAUGGCACCGAAGAUGAGGUGAUCGACUUCUCUCACGGCUUGGCCCUUUACGAGCGCUGCCCGAAGGCAGUGGAGCCCCUCUGGGUGGAAGGAGCCGGCCACAACGACAUUGAACUCUACAGCCAGUACCUGGAGCGCUUACGCAAGUUCAUCUCACAAGAUCUUUCUGGUUAAUGCCACUCCACCUGCCUGACCCUUUUGGCAAGGACCGCCCACCUUCUUGACUGGGCCUGGGGAAGCAGAGGAAGCAUUGGUGGCUUUUGAAGGAGAAGGCCACUGAUGCUACAAGCUCUAUGUUCCCAUCUGCAAAAUGGGAGUAGUUCUAUUCAUCCUCCCUCUAUUGCAGGCUUAGUCUGCGCAGGGGUCUUGAGUCUCUCCCGGUGGUUCUUCCCCAUCGCCGAGGGGCCCUUUCCAGCUGUUCUCAUUUCCAGCUGCUGUCAUGGCUGAAGAGGGGCCUGAGGCGGAGUCUCCAAUUGCGCCUCCUCGCGGGACUCCGAAAGACUCGAGCGUCGCAGACUGUUCUAAAACCAUGAACACAUCUCCAUCAGGGCCUUCCUCUUGUGGCCUCCGUCCAUCUUCUCCACUUCCUGUUUCAGAUCCCGUUUCCCUAACGCUCCGCGUGGUGACCCAUUGAUAGCAAUAAGCCAUAGGCAGGGUGGGGCGGGAGGCAAAAGCACCUUGCAUGCUGGCCAAAAAAUGGCUUGCUUCAGUUUGACUGUCCAACCUACUGCAGCCCUUGAAGGACAAUUGAAUUUCAUUCAAAUUUCCUCAGGGGUGGGGAUGGAAAACAGCUCACCUGGGGUUUUUUCACCCGGAAGCCUGCAAAAAGAACUAUUUGUGGAACGCAGCAAGGCUGUUCUACAUGUCUCGGAAUUUAUUGAGUGGGAGGAGGAUUCAUUUGCCAGCUUCAUCACAACUCCUAGAUACUAUUGUUUUAAUAUUCCGUAUCCUGUCCCCUCCAGAUGUCCCCAGGGAAUGAAUUACGCUUUACUUAAUUCUGAGUAUUCAGGCAAUGGGGAGAGGUCGGGGUGGGAAGUACGGGGAAAAUUCUCCAUCCGUUCAUUUUGAAAAGAGGAAUAAACAAAAAAAAAUGAAA
Messenger RNA from Thamnophis elegans (Western terrestrial garter snake), 2860 nucleotides. It is a transcript of the gene ABHD17A, whose product is annotated as abhydrolase domain containing 17A, depalmitoylase. Lineage: Eukaryota; Metazoa; Chordata; Lepidosauria; Squamata; Natricidae. Bases 1033 to 1938 code for a protein of 301 amino acids. The record is from RefSeq and is a predicted model, not a curated record. Gene Ontology annotation, cellular component: plasma membrane; endosome membrane. Gene Ontology annotation, biological process: protein depalmitoylation. Gene Ontology annotation, molecular function: palmitoyl-(protein) hydrolase activity. The transcript is spliced from 5 exons.